GAUGAAUCAAGAAGGUCUUUCAGAUUUAUUAAAACAAAAACCUCAGAACCUUCUUUAACACAAUAACUAAUUAGGAUCCUAUAGACCUAAGAGCUAAUAAAAAUAUUACAAUCAACAAUAAUCUCUAUAACGCCCCCCAUCAUCGCAACUCUAAACUGUUAGUGGAGCUGUUAAACACAAGUAAUUUAUUCAUAAAAAGAACAAUCUGAUGAAGAGUAGAUAGUCUCAAACUCAAUUUCAGCACUAAUAGAAGGAAGAUCAUAAUUGUUAUGAAAUCACUCCUUAGCUAUUAUCGGAAAUAAGUAUGGAUGAUCCAAUCUGGAAACGAAUUCUUCCUGAAAAUCUCAACUUAGAUGAAAAAUAACUCAUUCAAUUACUUGAUGAAAAUACAGAUUAUUUUUAUCAUAACUUAAAGUUGUGUGCCUGUUUCAAAUGCACUUGUGGAAGAUGCAAAUGUGAUGCUAGCAACCAAGUCAAACUCAAACUCAAUGGAAUAUUCUUAACAAAUUAUGAAAAGGAUUUUGUCACCAAUCACAAAUCAAAAAAAAGUGUAACAAAUCCCCUUAAUUAAAAAACAUAUGAAACAAAUUUCAUGGAUCAAAAAUCUAUAAAUUUGAAAUCUCUCUAUCAAUAAGAUUUUCAAUAACAGCCUCUUGAAAUUUAACCUAACCAAAAAAAACCGACUACCCAUCAAAUCGGAUCGGUGUCUAAUCUAACAAGUUACAGAGUACUCUUUCAAUUCUUAUCUAGUCCAAUUACAAUGAAUGGGGAACCAAUUAUCAUAAGUUUACCCCCUAUCCUCACAUAAGCACAAGUCCAGACAUCAAAUUUAUUGGCUCCUCCCAGUACAAGGACUCUUAUGUCUCACCAAAUAGGUGGAGCAUUAACAAUGCAAAUUAUUUCAAAACCUGUUUGUAAGCUAUACCUCAAUAAUAUAGAACACCAAUUCCUACUGGGUAAUUUGAAGGACAAACAACACAUAAAAUGAGUUUCCUCCCGUAUACAACCUCUCAUAAGUCAUAGAUUGAUAGAUAGCAUGUAAUUUAAGAGUUGAUUAACUUAGGUUUACGAAAAGAUACCUACUUUUGAAGGAUAAUUUAUAUCAACAGAAAUGCAUGACUAUAUUCAAAAGGAAGAUCAGAAUUGUCCAGCUAAACAGUUUUAAAAGAUAUUUCGUAGAUAAAUGGCUGAAAAAUUAUUUAAAAAAAAAUAGCAAUUCCUUAAUAAUUAGAUAUAAUAAAAUUGA
Molecule: messenger RNA, 1246 nt
Organism: Paramecium octaurelia
Lineage: Eukaryota; Ciliophora; Oligohymenophorea; Peniculida; Parameciidae
Source: the annotation of a GenBank genome assembly